Messenger RNA from Penicillium concentricum, 1164 nucleotides. Its product is annotated as putative citrate synthase. The record is from RefSeq and is a predicted model, not a curated record. NCBI's taxonomy places the organism in Eukaryota, Fungi, Ascomycota, Eurotiomycetes, Eurotiales, Aspergillaceae. Gene Ontology annotation, biological process: tricarboxylic acid cycle; carbohydrate metabolic process. Bases 1 to 1164 code for a protein of 387 amino acids. The transcript is spliced from 3 exons. Gene Ontology annotation, cellular component: mitochondrial matrix.
AUGUCGACUGGUACUCUAUUCAUCCGCGACUCACGCACUAACGUGGAUUACGAGGUUCCCAUUACCCGAAAUGCAAUACGCGCGACCGACCUCCAACGUAUCCAGGCGCCUUCGCUCAACAGUGAUCGCGCAGACCAAGUUGCCCAUGGAUUGCGUGUUUAUGAUCCCGGGUUGCAAAACACUGCCGUGACACAAUCAGCUAUCGGUUUCUCUGACCAUGAGCACGGUCUACUUCUGUAUCGAGGAUAUACCCUGGACCAACUCUGGGGAUGCGACUUUGAAGAAAUGUUCCAUCUUCUGCUAUGGGGGACAUAUCCUACAGCAACCCAAUGCGAAGAGCUACGCCAGCGGCUGGCACAGUAUAUGCAAGAGGUCCCUAGCAUCGUGCGCCAGACUAUCUUUAAUCUUCCAAAGGCGACCAGCCCACUGCCGCUGAUUCUAGCCGGCCUUUCAGCCUACCUGGCCUGUAUACCAGAUGUGAUCCCAGCAACCACAAAUGCGACAAUAUACCAAACAGACAUCAAACGGGCUGACCAAAUCAUUUUACAAACUGUUGCCGCCUAUGCUGUUAUCUUCGGAGCUGUACGAUCCCACCGGUUAGGCAUUCCCUGGAGAUGUCCGUCUCUCCAACAAACCUACUACGAGAAUCUAUUCACGAUGGCCGGUCUCAUAGACCCAUCAAUAAACCGCCCAGACCCUACCCGCAUACUCUGCUUCCGUCGCUUUGGCAACCUCAACGCUGAGCAUGGAAUGGCCCUAACAGUCUACUCGGCCCUAGUGACCGCCUCAUCCCUGACUGACCCAGUGUCUUGUCUGAUAUCUGCUGUGGCCGCAGCCCACGGUCCCUUACACUUCGGCGCAACAGAGUCCGCCCAACGCGCUCUCCAUAACAUCGGGGAACCAAAGAACGUCCCAGCCUUCCUUGAAGAAAUAAAAUCCGGAAAGCGAAAAUUAUUCGGCUACGGUCAUCGCACUUAUAAGGGAGUGGACCCACGUGUGCGUCCCAUCCAAAGUAUCCUGAAGGAUUUGUCCCAUGUUCAUCAACCGCUACUUAAAGUCGCCGAGGCGAUCGAGGAAGCUGCGUCGAAAGACGAGUACUUUAGUACACGGGGCGUGUAUCCCAAUGCGGACUUUUACGGUAACUUCGUGUUUACUGGAAUGUAA